This is a messenger RNA of Euleptes europaea (tarantolino), 2091 nucleotides long. RefSeq names its product zinc finger and BTB domain containing 16 (gene ZBTB16). Gene Ontology annotation, biological process: regulation of transcription by RNA polymerase II. Gene Ontology annotation, molecular function: RNA polymerase II cis-regulatory region sequence-specific DNA binding; DNA-binding transcription factor activity, RNA polymerase II-specific; protein binding. The record is from RefSeq and is a predicted model, not a curated record. The coding region runs from base 36 to 2039 and encodes 667 amino acids. NCBI's taxonomy places the organism in Eukaryota, Metazoa, Chordata, Lepidosauria, Squamata, Sphaerodactylidae. The transcript has 6 exons.
GCGAGACUCCCUGAUGCCUAGAUCCCGGGAGCAUUAUGGAUUUGACUAAAAUGGGUCUGAUACAGCUCCAGAACCCCAGCCACGCCACGGGCCUCCUGCAGAAAGCCAACCAGAUGCGCCUGGCGGGGACCUUGUGUGACGUGGUGAUCCUGGUGGACAGCCAGGAGUUCCACGCUCACCGGACCGUGUUGGCUUGCACCAGCAAAAUGUUUGAAAUCCUGUUCCACCGCAACAGUCAGCAUUACACCCUGGACUUUCUCUCGCCAAAGACUUUCCAGCAGAUCCUGGAGUAUGCCUACACGGCCACCUUGCAGGCAAAAGUGGAGGACUUGGACGACCUCCUGUACGCCGCCGAGAUCCUCGAGAUCGAGUACCUGGAGGAACAGUGCUUGAAAAUCUUGGAGACCAUCCAGGCUUCCGAAGACAACGACACCGAGGUCAACAUGGCCGACGGAGGCGCUGAAGAGGAGGACGAACGGAAGUCGAAAUUCGUGAAGAAUAUUCUCAUCUCGAAGCAUUCCAGUGAAGAGAGCGGCUACUCCAGUCUGGCCAGCCAGAGCUUGACAGGGACGCUGGUGGAGCAGAGCCCUUCUGUGUCCACCUCCUUCGGACUCUCCGCCAUGAGUCCCACCAAGGCGGCGGUUGACAGCCUGAUGUCCAUUGGCCAGUCGCUGCUGCAGGGGGCUUUGCAGCAGCAGAACACCCCCGAGGGCUCACACGUGGCCAGCGGCCGCCGCCCCAGCCUGUCCGAAGUGAAAACCGAAGCCAUGCAGGUGGAGGAGGCCUUGAGCCAUGAGAGUCCCGGGUCGGCUGACUUGAGCGCUUCCGUCGGGGACAAGAUAGAUGACAAAGGCAAGCAGGGGCCCGGCACCCCCACGCGCAGCAGCGUGAUCACCAGCGCCCGCGAACUGCAUUACACCCGGGACGAAAAUGCGGAGCAGCCCUCCGAGGGGGUCCUGGGCACGCCGGUCGGGCCAGAGCUGAUGGUCUCUCACGGCGAGAAGCCGAUGGGCCUCUACUCUGUGCUCCCGAACCACAAAAGUGACUCCAUGCUGAGCAUCCCUUCCUCCAUGGCCCCUGCCUUGCACAUGCAACCUGCCCUGGCUGUGUCCAUGGACUUCAGUGCCUACGGGGGGCUUCUGCCCCAGGGCUUCAUUCAGAGAGAGCUGUUCAGCAAGCUCGGGGAACUGGCCGUGGGUAUAAAAACCGAGGCCCGGGCCCUGUCCGAGCAGUGCAGCGUCUGUGGGGCGGAGCUGCCGGACAACGAGACGGUGGAACAACACAGAAAACUGCACAGUGGAAUGAAGACAUACGGGUGCGAAUUAUGCGGGAAAAGGUUCCUGGACAGCCUGCGCCUCCGGAUGCACUUAUUGGCUCAUUCAGCGGGUGCCAAAGCCUUUGUCUGCGAUCACUGUGGUGCACAGUUCUCUAAAGAAGAUGCCCUGGAGAGUCACCGGCAAACACACACCGGCUCUGACAUGGCCGUCUUCUGCCUCCUCUGCGGGAAACGGUUCCAGACUCAAACUGCUCUCCAGCAGCACAUGGAAGUCCAUGCAGGGGUGCGCAGCUACAUCUGCAGCGAGUGCAACCGCACCUUCCCCAGCCACACGGCACUCAAGAGGCACCUGCGCUCCCAUACGGGAGACCACCCAUACGAGUGCGAAUUCUGUGGCAGCUGCUUCCGGGACGAGAGCACUUUGAAAGGCCACAAACGUAUCCACACUGGAGAGAAGCCCUACGAAUGCAACGGCUGCGGGAAGAAGUUCAGCCUCAAGCAUCAGCUGGAGACCCACUACCGGGUCCACACAGGCGAGAAGCCCUUUGAGUGCAAGCUGUGCCACCAGCGGUCCCGAGAUUACUCCGCCAUGAUCAAGCACCUCAGGACCCACAACGGAGCAUCGCCGUACCAGUGCACCAUCUGCCUGGAGUACUGCCCCAGCCUUUCCGCCAUGCAGAAACACAUGAAGGGCCACAAGCCGGAGGAGAUCCCCACCGACUGGAGGAUAGAGAAGACCUAUCUGUACCUUUGCUAUGUCUAAAGGAAGGGACAAGAGGAGGGACGGAGGGAUGACGGACUGGGCAAAACCCUGA